Molecule: messenger RNA, 5252 nt
Organism: Pogoniulus pusillus (Red-fronted tinkerbird)
Lineage: Eukaryota; Metazoa; Chordata; Aves; Piciformes; Lybiidae
Gene: SCAP
Product: SREBF chaperone
Exons: 23
Coding region: 313-4245 (1310 amino acids)
Biological process (GO): regulation of cholesterol biosynthetic process; SREBP signaling pathway
Cellular component (GO): endoplasmic reticulum membrane; Golgi membrane; SREBP-SCAP complex
Molecular function (GO): sterol binding; protein binding
Source: RefSeq, a predicted model, not a curated record
GGGAGAGGGCGGGAGGGGGUGGGUUACACCGAGCCGGGCUUCAGAAAAGGGCCCGAGCCAAAGAGCAGCAGUGAGACGCUGGGGUUUGGGCGGUCAAACCUCCCCCCCGCCCCGAAAGAAAACAAAGUGCUCUAGAACGUUAACCCGAGGCGGGCGGGCGGACGGACGGAGCGGGGAAGGGUCAGAGGUCAGGAGGAGACGGCUCCCCGUCGGUAAGCUGGACACGGUGCCUUUGCUGAAGCAUUGCACAUGCUGGAGUUGUCCAAGCCCCUGACCUGUCCCGGGAUGGCAACCAGGUGACGACGGUCGAGGAUGACCCUGACUGACAGACUGCGCGAGAGGAUAUCGCGAGCCUUCUACAACCACGGGCUGCUGUGUGCUUCCUACCCCAUCCCCAUCAUCCUCUUCACUGGCCUCUGCAUUCUGGCCUGCUGUUACCCUCUGCUGAAGCUGCCUCUGCCUGGAACAGGACCUGUGGAGUACAGCACCCCAGUGAAGGAUUACACCCCACCCUCUCCAGACACAGGUCUGCAGCAAGGGGACCUCAGCGAGCGUCCUGACUGGUAUGUUGGUGCUCCCGUGGCCUACAUCCAGCAGAUCCUGGUGAAAGCUACUGUGUCCCCGUGGCAGAAGAACUUCCUUGCUGUGGAUGUUUUCCGCUCGCCCCUCUCCCGCGUCUUCCAGCUAGUGGAGGAGAUUAGAAACCACGCCCUCAGAGACAGUUCUGGUGUCAAAAGCUUGGAGGAGGUUUGCCUGCAGGUAACAGAUCUUCUGCCUGGCCUCAAGAAGCUGCGGAACCUGCUGCCAGAGCACGGCUGCCUGCUGCUGUCUCCAGGGAACUUCUGGCAGAACGACCGAGAGCGAUUUAAUGCUGACCCAGAUAUCAUCAAAACCAUCCACCAGCAUGAGCCAAAGACUCUACAAACAUCAGCUACACUCAAAGAUCUGUUGUUUGGGCUUCCUGGGAAGUACAGUGGGGUGAACCUCUACAACAGGAGGAGAGUGGUUUCCUACACUGUCACACUGGGGUUUCAGCACUAUGAUGCCAGCUUCCUCAGCAGCCUCCGCUCUCGCCUCAAGCUGCUGCACCCCAGCCCCAACUGCACACUGCGGGAGGAGAACAUCGUCCACGUCCACUUCAAGGAGGAGAUUGGCAUUGCUGAGCUGAUACCCCUGGUCACCACCUACAUCAUACUCUUUGCUUACAUCUACUUCUCCACACGGAAGAUCGACAUGGUGAAGUCCAAGUGGGGCCUGGCGCUGGCGGCGGUCGUGACAGUGCUCAGCUCUCUGCUCAUGUCCGUUGGGCUCUGCACGCUCUUUGGUUUGACACCUACCCUUAAUGGAGGAGAGAUAUUCCCAUACUUGGUGGUGGUGAUUGGCCUGGAGAAUGUGUUGGUUCUCACCAAGUCUGUUGUCUCCACACCUGUGGACCUGGAGGUGAAGCUACGCAUUGCCCAAGGAUUGAGCAAUGAGAGCUGGUCCAUCAUGAAGAACAUGGCAACAGAGCUUGGGAUCAUCUUGAUUGGCUACUUCACUCUCGUCCCAGCCAUCCAGGAGUUCUGCCUCUUCGCCGUGGUUGGGCUGGUGUCUGACUUCUUCCUGCAGAUGUUUUUCUUCACCACUGUGCUGUCCAUCGACAUUCGCCGUAUGGAGCUGGCCGACCUGAACCGCCGGCUGCCCGCGGAGGCCUGCAUGCCCCCACUGAAGCCCAGCGGCCGCUCCCAGCGCUACGAGCGGCAGCCGGCGGUGCGGCCUGCCACCCCCCACACCAUCACCCUCCAGCCCUCCUCCUUCAGGAACCUGCGCCUGCCCAAGAGGCUGAGGGUCAUCUACUUCUUCGCCAGGACCCGGCUGGCACAGAGGCUCAUCAUGGCCGGGACGGUGAUCUGGAUUGGAAUCCUGGUGUACACGGAUCCUGCUGGUCUCCGCACCUACCUCACGUCCCAGGUCACUGAGCAGAGCCCCCUGGGUGACACAGGUCUGCCCCCAAUGCCUGUUCCUGGAGGGGUCCUGCCUGCUGGAGACCCCAAGAUUGACCUCUCAGUCUUCCCAUCGGACUCCAUGCAGCUGUCGGAAAACCAGACACAGCAGCGGGAGCAGAAGUCAAGGCUGGAGUCCCUGAGCAGGCUGGAGACAAACCAGCACACUUGGGCCCAAGAGGGCAAAGGGAAUGGGCAGGCAGAGCUUGGCACUGAAGCAGAGGUUACCUGGGGAGCAGAGGAUGAGGAGAUCUGGAGGAAGCUUUCCUUCAGACAUUGGCCAUCCCUCUUCAGCUACUACAACAUCACUCUAGCCAAAAGGUACAUCAGCAUCCUCCCAGCGAUCCCAGUUACCCUCUACCUGAACCCACAGGAGGCCUUGGAGCUGCGGCAUCCCCAGGAGGCCAACCGCUACCACCCCUUCCUGUCCGGCGGCGCGGGGAAGCUGGAUGCUGAGCCUCAGCCUGACCAAGCCUCAGCCAAGCUGCAAGGCCACCAGGAUGUCACUCUGUACAAGGUGGCUGCUCUGGGCCUGGCUUCGGGCAUUAUCCUGGUGCUGCUGCUCUUCUGCCUGUACCGAGUGUUGUGCCCCAAGAACUACGGGCAGAACGGGCUGGCACACAGCCGCAGGAGGAGGGGGGACCUGCCCUGCGAUGACUAUGGCUACUCCCCUCCCGAGACUGAGAUCGUCCCCUUGGUGCUCCGGGGUCACCUCAUGGACAUCGAGUGCCUGGCUAGUGAUGGGAUGCUGCUUGUCAGCUGCUGCCUGGUGGGCCAGAUCCGUGUCUGGGAUGCUCAGACCGGUGAUUGCCUCACGGUUAUCCCCAAGCCAAGGUUGCGAAGGGACAGCAGUGGCAUCUUUGACUACCAGGAGAGCUGGGACCACAGCCCCGAUGGGAAGAAUGGGCUGGAUGACACCUUUGAGAGCAGCCACCAGCUCAAAAGGCUGCUCAGCCCUCCCCAGCCUCUGCUUUUCUGCGACCAGCCAGACCUCACCUCCCUCAUUGACACCAACUUCUCGGAGCAGGUGAAGGUGGCCCCGUCGGAGACGCGGCUGCGUGCCGUGGGCAGUCGCCAGAAGGAGUCUGGCUACGACUUCAGCAGCCUGGUUGGUAAGGCCUAUGAAGAACAUGGCAGCUCCAGCUGCAGGAGCUUCUCUGGCCUGCCCACCCUACACACCCAGGCUGGCUUCUGUGUGGGGAGCAGCAGUCCCCGCUCCCGGGGCUGUGGGGCCGAGGAGGGAGCCUGCAGCAGCCGCAGGCGGAGCCUGGGCGAUGAGUUGGAGAAAUCCUCACCACUGCCUUCCUGGGGAGGAGAUCUGGAGAGCUCUGUCUGGAGCCUGGACCUGCAGGGAAACCUGAUCGUGGCUGGCCGGAGUAAUGGGAAGCUGGAGGUCUGGGAUGCUAUCGAGGGGACACUGCGCAGCAGUAAUGAGGAAGGUCAAUCUGGCAUCACAGCCCUCGUCUUCCUGAACAACAGGAUCGUGGCCGCCCGCUUGAACGGCUCCUUGGAUUUCUUCUCUCUGGACACACACACAGCCCUGAACCACCUGCAGUUCCGAGGAGCCCCGAGCCGCAGCAGCAUCCCCUCCUCCCCUGUCUUCAGCAGCAGUGACAUCAUCAGCUGCCAGCUCACCCACACCGUGUCCUGCGCCCACCAGAAGCCCAUCACUGCGCUGAAGGCCGCGGCUGGCAGGCUGGUCACGGGCAGCCAGGACCACACCCUGAGGGUGUUCCGGCUGGAGGACUCCUGCUGCUUGUUCACGCUGCAGGGCCACUCGGGAGCCAUCACGGCUGUCUACAUGGAUCAGACGAUGGUGCUGGCGAGCGGAGGCCAGGACGGGGCCAUCUGCCUUUGGGACGUGCUGACAGGCAGCAAGGUCAGCCACAUGUAUGCCCACCGAGGGGAUGUCACCUCCCUCACCUGCACCACCUCCUGUGUCAUCAGCAGUGGGCUGGACGAUGUCAUCAGCAUCUGGGACCGCAGCUCGGGGAUCAAGCUCUACUCAAUCCAGCAGGAGAUGGGCUGUGGUGCCAGCCUGGGCGUCAUCUCCGACAACCUGCUGGUGACAGGGGGGCAGGGCUGUGUCUCCUUCUGGGACAUCGGCUACGGUGACCUCCUGCAGACUGUCUACCUGGGCAAGAGCAACGAGUCGCAGCCGGCGCGGCAGAUCCUGGUGCUGGAGAACGCUGCCAUCGUCUGCAACUUCGGCAGCGAGCUCAGCCUGGUCUAUGUGCCCUCGGUGCUGGAGAAGCUGGACUGAAGAGCAGGAGGAAGAGGGACAGGUGCUGGAGCCAGGCUGGCGGAAGGCAGGUGGGGUGGGAUGUCUGAGCCCUUCCUAGCGUUGAGGGCAGGGAGACAGCAGCUCCAUCGCUCUCUCUGCACCCCUCCUGGGAAUGUUCUGGCCCAGCGCGCUGCAGGGCCCGAGCCCUCCUCGGCUGCCCCAGCUCCACCUUCUCUCGGCAGUCGCAGCAGUGUGGUGGUCCCAGGCUGGAGCAGAGGGACAGGGAUGUGGCACUGAGAUGCUGAGCUCCGCCCCCAGCCGCGGCUCUGCCUCAGCAGCCUCCAGCUUGUUCUCAGCACAGCAGGGCAGGAGCUGCCCAACCUGCUCCCACCUCUUCCCUGGGGGACACCCUGUGGUGGCCAGCCCAGGCCCAGGGCACAGAGCAUACCCUGGCACACCCUGAGAGGGGCUGCUGGCACUGAGCACAGCGCUCACCAGUCUGGCUGCAGCCCCUCGGCACGCUGGCACUGGCUCCUGCCAGGGGAAGGACAGGGCUGACCCCCAGCUGGGCACUUGGCUUGGCCUCCACGUGCCUUAGGGUGCGGGCAGGGUGCCCUGUGCCGCAGCAGCCCCCUGCCCUAUUUAUUUAUCUGCUGUAAAUAGUUAUUUAUUGUGGCAGGAGAGUGCAGGCAGCAGCGCCCUGCAGGCCCGUGCCUGGCUGCUUCCUGCACCCAGUUUGCAGCAAUAGCACCCUCCUCCUCCUCCUCUUCCUCCCAGAGGAGGCUUGUCUCAGGUUGGGAGGGGGCUGGCAGCCCUGGAUCCCAUCUUUUUUCCAGGGACUGAGGAGAAGAAAGGCCCUUGGGAUGAGGUGGGGCACAGCGGGACCAAAGGGCCCUGCCACAAGCUGGUGGCACCCCCCCCAAGGUGGGGCCUCACCAUCAGGGGCCAGGAGUGGGCAGAGGUGGGCACAGCUGCCCUCCCCAGUUGCACUACAGGGCCUGCUGCAGCCCUGGGCAGGGGGUGGGAUACAAACCCUAUGGGGGGGU